Messenger RNA from Fusarium fujikuroi IMI 58289, 1134 nucleotides. Its product is annotated as related to diaminopropionate ammonia-lyase. Bases 1 to 1134 code for a protein of 377 amino acids. The record is from RefSeq and is a predicted model, not a curated record. Gene Ontology annotation, molecular function: hydrolase activity. NCBI's taxonomy places the organism in Eukaryota, Fungi, Ascomycota, Sordariomycetes, Hypocreales, Nectriaceae. The transcript has 2 exons.
AUGAAGCUCAACAGUAUCGUCUUCAGUGCCGCUGCGGCGGCAGCGUUCAACCUGGGAAACGUCCAGUUCCCGUUCUCUCAUGAAUCACUAGAGUCGUCACCUCUUCUCGAUCUUCAUAAGUCACUUGUCGAACGUCCCUCAAUCACCGGUUCAGAGAAACACGUCACCGACUUUCUCAAGGCAUACCUCCAAGAUGCAGGUUUCACUGUUGAGGCCCAAUCAGUCGCCAAGAACCGCGAUAACAUUUUGGCUUACUACAACAACACGAGAAACACAAGAGUCCUCGUGACGUCUCACAUUGACACUGUCCCGCCGUUCUGGCCUUAUGAACGACGAGGUGAUGAGAUUUGGGGUCGAGGAACAGUCGAUGCAAAGGGCAGUGUCGCGGCACAGAUCAUUGCUGUUGAGGAACUAUUUGAGAAGAAGAAAGUCAGCGAAGGUGAUGUGGCCCUUUUAUUCGUGGUGGGCGAAGAGACGGGCGGACCCGGAAUGGGCAAUGUCAAUGACCUAGGUCUAUCCUGGGAGUCUGUCAUUUUUGGUGAACCAACAGAGCUCAAACUUGCUCGAGGUCACAAAGGUGGAUUGGGUUUCACCAUCAAAGCCAAUGGAAAGGCUGGUCAUUCUGGAUACCCUGAGACGGGAAGCAAUGCGAUUGACAGCCUUGUUCGUGGAUUAGCGGCUCUUCAGAAGGUUGAGUUACCUGGGAGUAAAGAGUUUGGGAACACUACUCUCAACGUGGGUAGGAUUGAAGGUGGUGUUGCUGGUAAUGUUAUCCCGGCGAACGCUUAUGCCACCGGAGGAGUCAGAGUUGCCGGUGGAACUCCAGAGGGUAUCAGGGACUUGAUUCGUCGGGUAGUUGAGGAGAGUGAUCCGAGCCUUGUUGUUGAGUUCUCGUAUGGUAUCGGACCAGUGCCUACAGACUAUGAUGUUGACGGCUUUGAGACUGUAGUCUUGAACUAUGGGACAGACAUCCCCAGACUAAAGGGGAGCCAUAAGAGAUAUCUGUACGGACCUGGCUCGAUUCUCGAAGCGCACUCUGCGCAUGAGCACUUGAGGGUUUCGGAUCUGCAGAAAGCUGUUGAGGGGUACAAGAAGUUGAUAUCUCACGCUCUUGAUCAACCUUCUGAGCUGUGA